UCUCUUACCCUUCAUCUGUCUGUCAAUUAUUUCACUUUCUCUGCUUUUACACAACUCGCUCUUUUCAACGCGUGUAUCUCACGCUCCUUUUUCAAUUUUUGAAUUACUCCUCUGAACCAUUGCAGACAAUCAAAUGAAAGAUUAGCAAUACUUUCCUUCUUUCUCUCUCCUCCCCUUUUCUUUCUUCAUAAUCGGUUUUUUCUGGGUAAAUAAUUGAAUUAAUUGGGAGGGAGCUGGAACCCUAAUUUUGAAAAUUUCUGAGAAAAAAAGAGGGGGAAAUUUGAAAGAUGAAUGUUGUUGGAAGACAAAUGCCGAGGUCAGGUGCUGCUACCCGUCAAUAUUCUGAUAAUGAUGAUAGUAAUUUCAUCGAAGUUCCUUCUAAAUGGCUUCAAUCUGCUGCUAAUCUUCCUCAGGAUUACGGGUUUUAUGGAGGAGAAGGAGGGUCAAAAUGGAAUAGGAACGUGCAGAGGAGUAUGAAUUCAGGGAAUGAAUUUCCAUUGGAUCCGCCUUCACCAUUGAAUUCCUCUAGGACGGCAAGUUUAAGGAAAGCAGAUGGCGGUUUCUCUACUGAAUAUAGCCCCGGGUUGCUUGAUCUUCAUUCAUUUGAUACUGAGCUCAUUCCUGAGUUGCCAGUUAACAACCCGUACGAUGGAUUUUCGCUUAAUCAACCUGCUCAGAGCAAGAGCCUUGAAGAUUCAGAUGUUUAUCUUGCUGCCAAUAAUAAUACAAACAGGGCAAAUUCUGUUGCAAAAAUCAAAGUGGUGGUGCGGAAGAGGCCACUGAACAAAAAGGAGAUAGCGAAGAAAGAGGAUGACAUUAUAACCAUUGAGCCAAAUUCUAAUGCUUUGACUGUCCAUGAAACAAAACUUAAGGUUGACCUAACUGAAUAUGUGGAGAGACAUGAAUUUGUGUUUGAUGCGGUGCUGCAUGAAAAUGUCUCAAAUGAUGCGGUGUAUGCUGAAACAGUGAAGCCUGUUGUCCCACUGAUAUUCCAAAAGACAAAAGCAACAUGUUUUGCAUAUGGUCAAACAGGAAGUGGGAAGACUUACACUAUGCAGCCAUUACCCCUGAGAGCAUCCCAAGACAUGUUGAGAUUAAUACAGAAUACAUACAGAAAUCAAGGAUUUCAAUUGUUUCUCAGUUUCUUUGAGAUAUACGGAGGGAAACUUUAUGAUCUUCUCAGUGAUCGUAGGAGCCUCUGCAUGAGAGAGGAUGGUAAAAAGCAGGUCUGCAUAGUUGGCUUGCAAGAAUACAAAGUAAAUGAUGCUGAAACAAUAAAAGAUUUAAUUGAGAAAGGAAGUGCCACUAGAAGCACUGGAACGACUGGUGCAAAUGAAGAGUCAUCAAGAUCACAUGCUAUACUUCAGCUUGUUAUUAAGAGAUCAGCUGAUGGUAGUGAAUCAAAGCCUCCUCGAGUUGUUGGCAAACUUUCUUUCAUAGAUCUUGCUGGAAGUGAACGUGGUGCAGAUACUACAGAUAAUGAUAAACAGACAAGAAUGGAAGGUGCCGAAAUUAACAAGAGCCUCCUUGCUUUGAAAGAGUGUAUAAGAGCUCUUGACAAUGACCAGAACCAUAUUCCUUUUAGGGGAAGUAAGCUUACUGAGGUUCUGCGGGAUUCUUUUGUUGGAAACUCCCGUACAAUUAUGAUUUCUUGCGUUUCUCCAAACUCAGGUUCCUGUGAACAUACACUUAACACACUUAGAUAUGCUGACAGAGUCAAGAGUCUGUCCAAGGGAAACAACUCGAAAAGGGAUCUGCCAUCAUCAACAAUAUCUAAAGACUCGAAUUCACAACUCUCCAGCUCCAGUUCAGCUCAAAUGUCAAAUCUUGAGGGCACCACAACUGAUGGCCUAAAUGGAAGCGGCAGGUUUGGAUGGUCUAGGGGACUUGACAGAGAAGCCUCUCCAUCUCCCAAACUAGAACGUGUUCCCAGUGGAAGGGCAGAUAACACAUUUGUUUCUGGAUAUUCAGAUUAUUACAGGGGUCACAAGGGAGGUCAAGUUGACAUGUCAGUUGAUGAUUAUGACAACUCUGAAGACAUUUUUGAGCAAGAGAAGCCUUAUCGGUCGAAGAAUAAGAAGGCAGAGACCUAUAAUGUGCCAGCUACCGAUAAUAGAAUGAGGAAAAACCUUUCUGACCUCAGUUCUAAUAACACUAGUUCAGAUGAUGAUCUUAAUGUGUUACUGAAGGAAGAGGAGGACUUGGUUGCUGCUCACCGAGGAUUAAUUGAAGAGACAAUGGAACUUGUCAGGGAGGAGAUGAAUCUGUUGAUUGAAGCUGAACAACCUGGAAACCAGGUAGAUGAUUAUGUCUCCAACUUGAACUCCAUUCUGUCACAGAAGGCUGCUGGGAUCCUGAAACUGCAAAGCCAGCUUGCUAACUUCAAGCAACGCCUCAAUGAGCAUAAUGUUUUAGUUUCUUCUGCUAGAUACUGAAUUUAUCAAGACGCUUCUUCGAGAAGUCAGUAAGCCACAUGGUUAAUAAUGCGAUAGGGAGUGGACUGCAUCGAGCUGGUUUGAUAGCGUUUCUGAUUGGAAUGUUUGCAGCAUUAGGAAUAUCUAGGGCACCAAGAGCCCCUGCUACUAUAGGGCCAUGGAUUUGGAAAGGUUCAGGUACCUCUGUGACGAUUUGAUUCUGGCUUGUCUUUCAGGGUGGUGGUUUCACCCUUAUUGCAGGGCAGUACUAUUAUUUUGUGAAGGGCAUUUGACUCACCGGAGUUGCAUUCCUUGCUACUCCUUCAAAGACAAACCCCCUACCCCCAAAAAAGCAAAGUACAAAAAAAAAGGUUAAAAAAUCACUCCUGCAGGUAAGUGAGUGAGUUCUAUAGGAUUGUAAUACACACAACACAACUGCUGAUUAGCAACUCUUUUUGAAAGCAUUGCAGCAGCUUAAUGUAUAAUCAUGGUGUAAGGGCACUCUUUAAUUGGUGUUCUAAUUUGAUAAUGUAUCAAGUUCUAUUCUAUGUAUUUGUUUCUUGCCUUUC
Spinacia oleracea (spinach) is the source of this 2983-nucleotide messenger RNA. Its product is annotated as kinesin-like protein KIN-13B. Lineage: Eukaryota; Viridiplantae; Streptophyta; Magnoliopsida; Caryophyllales; Amaranthaceae. Gene Ontology annotation, molecular function: microtubule motor activity; ATP binding; microtubule binding. Gene Ontology annotation, cellular component: microtubule. The record is from RefSeq and is a predicted model, not a curated record. Gene Ontology annotation, biological process: microtubule-based movement; microtubule depolymerization. The coding region runs from base 288 to 2435 and encodes 715 amino acids. The transcript has 12 exons.